AUGGUUUCGUGGUAUGAGGAUCAGCGGACACAGCAUUGGAUGGCUGUCCGGGUCUGUCUAAUGGGCGAAACAGUUCUUGUUGUAAACGUUUACGCCCCAAGUACCAAGACUGAAAGAGAGGCGAUGUUCUCGAGUCUUCUACUUAUUCUUCAGGGAUACGAAGGACCCAUGUUUGUUGGAGGGGACUUCAACUGUACUUUGGAGCCGCGACUUGACCGUUCUUUUGUCUCGCCGCCAGGAAGACAUGAUUCCUUGGCGCUUCGGCGGCUUCUCGGCCGAGUGCAGCUUAGCGAUGUUCUUGAUGAUGAUCUGGAGAUGGCCGAAGAAGAAAGAGAUGUACCGGCGUUUCAUGCGGCCUCUCACACUUAUUUCUAUACUCUUUCGGGCGGUGUAUCGGCUAGUUCCCGACUGGAUCGGUGGUAUGUGAGCUCUCGCCAUGCUGAUUGGAUUCGUGGCGUUGCUUUGUCAGUACCUGGUCCAGCAGCUGACCACAAUGGCAUCAGUAUCAGGAUUGGAGUGCCGCGUUAUGCGGUCCGUAUACGUAAGCCGAGGUACGUGUACCCUGUUCCAGGUUGUGCUAACACAGCCGCGCAUAAAGCAAUUGUUGCGGCCAUUAAGCUGGCACAGCUUCAAGCGGACGAGACUCUUUCUGUUCCGCCGUCGGACAAUAUCACGGCCCGUAGAUUGGCCGAAUGGUGGGAUGAAUGGAAGAUCAGGCUUCGCAAAGUUCUUCUGGCGACGACCAAGAUCGCGCGUCAAGGUAUGACAACAAGCUAUCGGCAGCGGCUACGUCGGCUCUAUGUAAGACUGGACGCAGCUCUAUUGGUGGCGCUUACACUUGAUAACUCACCAUUAGGAGCUCAUAAGGACUGCAACAAGCCUAGCACCACCGAUACUCCGGUUGGACUGCGGCGUAAUGUUGCGGAGUGUCGACGCUUAUGGCAGAGAUCCAAAAAAGAGCGCCUCCUUGUUCAACACACAUAUACUCCUGGAGAAACGUCUCGACGUUUUUUCGCCCGGGUGGCGACUAAAUUAUAA
This is a messenger RNA of Peronospora matthiolae, 1038 nucleotides long. NCBI's taxonomy places the organism in Eukaryota, Oomycota, Peronosporomycetes, Peronosporales, Peronosporaceae. The record is from the annotation of a GenBank genome assembly.